This is a messenger RNA of Athene cunicularia (burrowing owl), 3292 nucleotides long. It is a transcript of the gene FASTKD3, whose product is annotated as FAST kinase domains 3. Gene Ontology annotation, biological process: mitochondrial RNA processing; regulation of mitochondrial mRNA stability. The transcript has 6 exons. Lineage: Eukaryota; Metazoa; Chordata; Aves; Strigiformes; Strigidae. The record is from RefSeq and is a predicted model, not a curated record. Bases 370 to 2337 code for a protein of 655 amino acids. Gene Ontology annotation, cellular component: mitochondrial matrix; ribonucleoprotein granule. Gene Ontology annotation, molecular function: RNA binding.
ACACGCUGCUGCCCAGCGCCCCGGCCCGCCGGGGUGGAGGGGAACGCGCCGCCGUGCAGUGCCUGCCUGGGGAGUGGGGGGUGGCAGCUUGUCUGUGUGCCGCUCUCUGUGUGUCCUCCACAGUGUUUUCCUGGGGACGCGGGGCAGAGGUGCGUUGCCACUCACCACACAGGUCUUGCCGGUCCCGGCAGUUCUUUCUAUUUGCUCUUUGUGGUGCUUGUGGUCGUGGGAGAGGGAUCAUCCCAGUCCUGUCCAGCUGCUAGAAGUUUUUUUUGGCUGCGUUUCAAUGAGACUUACAGUUUUCCAAGCUAUACAUUUACAUGUACUUUUAUUCUUCUAGGUAUGUUUUGAGAACCUGCUGGAUCCAAUAUGGCUUUGAUUAGCCAAAAAAGUUUCCAGUUUUAUUCAUCCAGUACACCAGCAAGGAGGUUCAUUUUGAUGACUCUAAGCAAAAGGUUGAGCUUUAUCAGUGGACAGCGAGAGCCCCAAAACUGUAGCUCUGUAGCCAUGAGGAAGCUAUGUUUCAGAGAUAAAUCUCAGUAUGUGUUUUGUAGAAAAAAACACGUACAACUACGGAUGCAGUCUCUUUCAGUUAAUGAAACUGCGUAUCUUUGUGGAGAUACUGAGAGCAGUACUAAAUCUAAUAACAUGUGGAUAGAUGAACAACUAUUUUUCAAGAAGUUGAACAGCCUUUGUACAUCGAAAGAGAUUUUUGACUUUCUUAGCUCUCUGGAAGUCAUGUCUGACACUAUGGCCUCAGGAGCCCUGCAGAGGAUUUCUGAAGUUGAGGUGGAUGGCAGUGGUCUGAAAAACCCUGAAGGAGUGUUAGAGAAUGAAGUUUUCAGGGCAUUAUGCUUCCAGUUUGAAUUUGAAUCCUCAAAACUGUCAAACACUGGGCUGCUGAAUGCAUUGCAAGCUUUGAUAAAACUACAUAUAGAUCCCCAGAGUACACUGAUGGCAAGCUUGCUUGCAGAGUGUGAGGAACGGCUUGGUAAAGGACAGCUGACUACUAAAAAUCUGUGUGCUUUCGGAGAGAGCUUGCUUGAGUUGGAAGGCCCAAGUUGUGCGAUGCUGGAACAAAUUGUGAACCACAUGCAAGCAAAAGACGUUGCGAAGUGGAGUCCUAGAGAAAUAGUGAUGGUUUAUAGGAUGCUUCAGGUGACUGUCAGGGAAGGGGAAAAAUACCAAGGCUUUCUGGACAGACUGAACAGUGUCACUUUAACCAUAGUUUCCCAGCUAAGCCCAGAGUUCACAAGCAUAAUACUGAAUUCACUGGUUGUUCUUCAUCAGACUCGGGCAGUUCGCUUAGUCACAGCACUGUGUAAACAUUCUGUGAAGCAUACUCCAUAUUUCACUGAUGAUGAACUGGUAAAUGUACUGGAAGCCUUCCUAUACUUUGGACAUCGGGAACAGAUUUUUACAGAGGCACUGGAAACACACAUUCCCAAGUCCAUCUUCACUAUGCAUCCUCAAACAGUCAGCAAAGUCAUGCACUACUGCUGCCAAAAGAUGAUCCUUUCUAAGCCCAUCUUUGAUGCAGCGGCAGAAGGUUUCAUUUCUGAUGCUGACAGAUUUACCACUGACCAGAUUGCUGGGUAUAUUAUACCGUUUGGGACUCUUAACUAUCUGCCUCCAAGUGCUUCUUCCUUGUUUAGGAAGCUUGAAAUGGUACUGCAUACUCGCCUUAGUCACUUUCAGCCUCACACCUUGCUGAGCCUGCUACACUCGUGUGUCCUUAUUCAACGUUACCCAGUAAAUUUUCUGCCAAAAAUAUUUAGUCCUUAUUUUCUGCAACAGCUUCAAGCUCAGCCACCUGGUUUGGACAGAAUUGCUACCUCCCAGCUAACCCAGCUUUUUCUGACUGUUACCCUGGAGUGCCCAUUUUAUGAGGGUCCCAAACUCCUUCCAAAGUACCAAGUAAAGGCUUUUUUCAUGCCUCACAGUUCUCAGGAUGUUCACCUCCUCAAGAGGGUGAAGACUGGAUUACUUUAUUUACUGAAAAAAAGAAUAUAUUUUGCAUCAGAGGUAUCAACACCAUAUUUCUAUAUGGUUGAUAUUGAGAUUAAAUUAGAUGAAGAAGGUUUUGUAUUGCCUGCUACCCAGUGCGAAGAGGUAUACAGACGAAUUGCCCUCUGUGUUGAUGGUCAAAAUAGAUUUUGUGUUAAUAGCCACAAUCUUUUGGGAGAAGAAGCUAUUAAACAGAGACAUCUUCAGUUGCUCGGUUAUGAAGUUGUGCAGAUUCCAUUUUUUGAGAUAGAGAGUCUACAAAAUUCCAGAAAAAUGGCAGAAUAUCUACACAAAAAAAUCUUUCCUCAUACAUGUAGACUCAGCUGCUGACACUGGAGAAAAAUAUUAAAUCAUAGUUGACCUUCUGUACUGUAAAGUGUAAAUGUUGCGCAUGGAAGAACAAUUCUGUUUUAUAAAUAACUCCACCUAAGAUAAUUUGAGCUUCUGAAUAUGAGAACUUCCAAUAUUUGGGACAAUUGAUAUGUAAAGAGUAAUAAAGAACAAUGUAUUUUCAUAAGUCUUGUGUCAGUAUUUAUUUUAAGUUAACAGAUUUAAGUGUCAGACAGUCAGUGCUGUGUUUCUUUUGUACUUUCACUGGUUCUAACAAACAGCUGCAAAUGGACAGAUGUGAGUAUUAAAGGAUACUGGCUGGUCUGAAUGUACAGAAUGUGCCAUGCUACCUACCAAUCAGGGCUUUUCUUGACAGAAUAAAAAGAAAUUGUGCAAUUCACUCAUAGCUGUUUGUGUGAUUUCCGAAAUGUUUUGUAAAACUAAAAUUUGCAGUAGUUGCAUAAGCAGUAUUGGCUUAUUGCUCAUACUUCAGAGACAGAGAGUGCUGUUCACUAAAUAGCAAUGCCUUACAGAAAAUUAGAGCAUUUUCAUUAAAAAGAUUUGCUUUACUUUGUAAAAGAACAGCUGCCACAGGGUCAUGGACUUGCACAGCUGUCUCUGUGGGGGCCACCCAAAGUUCCGGAUAUGUACUAUUUGUAGUUUUGUCUUUGGUGGCAGUUUUAGCUCAGCUGUCUAAAACGGGGUCAUGUAUGCGCUCCAGCGUUCCUUCAGUUUACAGCCUGCCACUCAAGCCUAAACUCAAACUCAUUUCGCUCUGAAGCUCAGAAGAACUAUGUCCUAUGCAGUCCUUUUCUGUGUACGAGUAUAAAUUCUGGCAGAAGGGUGGAACUGAGAACUGAAACUAGUAAUCACUUCAGCUGGAACGAGUGUUCCUAACUUGGGUCAGUGUGUUGCUUUGUAGAUGGAUGAAGGCAAAAUAAUAUGGCCUUAGUUC